CCUCCCGCCCUCAUCCCUCCCCGGAGGAUCUCCGUGUUCUCCUCGGGAACAUCCAACGCCUCAACGAGACCUUCCGGGACCUUCAGCUCCAACUCCUGCUCCUCCCGGCCCGGGGGGAAAUCCUGGAUCACGUCUGGAGGCUCCAGGAUCUCCUCCAGAACCACUCGGAUUCCCUGCUCCGGGCGGGAACGACGCUCCGGAGGCUCCAGGAACUCCUGGAGCUGCUCCAGAGCCGGGCGGGAGCGACGGAUGCGGCCGUGGCCGAACUCCGGGAUUCCCUGAACCGGCAGGGAGACCAUUCUCAGCUGGAAUUAUCCCGGCUUUCCGUGGCCGGCAACGGCUCCCAGCUGCUCCUGGAGCAUCAUUCCCGACUCCUGGAACGCUUGGGAGGGAGGAUGGAAAGCUUGGAAGAGCGACUGGAGCUCUUGGGCGGAUCCGUGGAUUCCAUGAAUAGGAGUUUCUCCUACGAGCUGGAAUUGCAGCGUUCCCGGCUCCGGGAUUUCUUUGGGAUGGUCGGGAAUGUCACGGAAGAGGCGAGG
Neopelma chrysocephalum (saffron-crested tyrant-manakin) is the source of this 539-nucleotide messenger RNA. Its product is annotated as scavenger receptor class A member 5-like. Lineage: Eukaryota; Metazoa; Chordata; Aves; Passeriformes; Pipridae. The record is from RefSeq and is a predicted model, not a curated record. The annotation marks the transcript as partial. The transcript has a single exon.